Notodromas monacha is the source of this 1032-nucleotide messenger RNA. NCBI's taxonomy places the organism in Eukaryota, Metazoa, Arthropoda, Ostracoda, Podocopida, Cyprididae. The record is from the annotation of a GenBank genome assembly.
AUGCUUCAGAUUCUGACGCCUUUUGUUCCAAGCCCGCCUUGGGCCGCCAAUAUCCCGCGUCCAAGGUUGAGUGAGCGGAAGAGAGGGAGACAAACGUACACCCGGUAUCAAACGCUGGAGCUGGAAAAGGAGUUCCACUUCAAUCGGUACCUGACCCGCCGGCGGCGGAUAGAAAUCGCACACGCCUUGUGUCUCACGGAACGCCAGAUUAAAAUCUGGUUCCAAAACCGACGAAUGAAGUGGAAGAAGGAGAACAAACCCAAGCCGGACGCCGCGGCGUCCACGACGACGUCCAACGGCGCUUCGUCGUCGUCUUCCGACGCCGCCGAGUCGACCACUGGCAGCAGCGGCGGCGGCGGCGCCGGGAAUGUGGCCGGCGCUGGCAACGCGGCGGCCGUCGACACCAAAGUCAACACCGACAUUGACGUCAGACUCGCGGAAAACGGUAUCGGUUCGAGUAACGGCACAGGUUAGCUGGUGUAACGAUUGAUUCGCAGUCCCGCGAGAACCCCAACCAAAAAUGAAAAAAAACCAACCGAUCGAACUAAUACAAUGAAUAUUCUUUCCUUGCUCCUUUGAAAUAAAUUAAUAAAAGGAUGCCGUCAAAAAUUAGGUUUGAAUUGCUGCGCGGAUUUUGUAACGUCUCUGGGGAUGUGAUUUUUUUCAACUUUAUCCUCGUUGCUCAUUUUAUUAGAAUUAAAUGCAUCAGAUUCACACAAAAAAGAGGUGCCCGCUUUUCCCGAAAUUUCGUUCAAUUUAGUACAAAUAUAUUUAAAAUAAUUAUCAAUAUUUAGGAAAGUUAUCACCGAUAUUGUUUUAAAGGUUUGUGGGGAAAAAGUCGAGGAUUCCUGGAACUACUUUAAAAAAAAUGAUACAUGCAUUUUCCGCGCGUGCUUCGAUUUUCAAGCGGACUAUUACAGAAAUACAAUGAACUAAAAUUUUAAGAUACAGUACAGUACUGUACACUGACUGACAUUUUUUUGUCUAAGGAUCACAUCCCAGAAGAACUGUGACAAGCCGCUGUGGCAUUUC